Messenger RNA from Malaclemys terrapin pileata, 2014 nucleotides. RefSeq names its product poly(rC) binding protein 2 (gene PCBP2). Gene Ontology annotation, biological process: positive regulation of transcription by RNA polymerase II. The transcript has 15 exons. The record is from RefSeq and is a predicted model, not a curated record. Gene Ontology annotation, molecular function: single-stranded DNA binding; mRNA binding. Gene Ontology annotation, cellular component: nucleus; nucleoplasm; cytoplasm. Bases 309 to 1685 code for a protein of 458 amino acids. Lineage: Eukaryota; Metazoa; Chordata; Testudines; Emydidae.
CCGCCGCAGCAGGAGCAGCAGCCGCAGCCCCUCCGCCCUCCUCCCGCCGCCGCCAUCCCGCCCGCCCGUCCCGGCUCUCUCCCUUCCCCCGCCUCCUCCCUCCCCCUCCGAGGGGGCCCCUCCUCCCUCCGCCCGCCCCGGAGACCCCGUCACCCGCCCUCCCUCCUCCCGCUCCCCUCUUCCCCGUCCCUCCGCCUACGGAGCGGCCGAUCGGCCGGGCGCUCGGCCCCCCCGCCGCCAGUUUCUAUCCCCCAGCGACCAAAGAUUUGACCACUGACAAAGCCUGACUCGUCAGAACACAGCUCAAGAUGGACACCGGUGUUAUUGAAGGUGGUUUAAAUGUCACACUUACCAUUCGACUACUUAUGCAUGGAAAGGAGGUUGGGAGCAUCAUUGGGAAGAAAGGAGAAUCUGUAAAGAAGAUGCGCGAAGAGAGUGGUGCCCGCAUUAACAUCUCAGAAGGGAACUGCCCAGAACGGAUCAUCACUCUUGCUGGACCGACCAAUGCCAUCUUCAAAGCAUUUGCUAUGAUCAUUGACAAACUGGAAGAGGACAUCAGCAGCUCCAUGACCAACAGCACAGCUGCCAGCAGGCCUCCUGUCACCCUGAGGCUUGUGGUACCUGCCAGCCAGUGUGGCUCCCUCAUUGGAAAAGGAGGCUGCAAGAUCAAGGAGAUAAGAGAGAGCACAGGGGCGCAGGUCCAGGUGGCAGGAGACAUGCUGCCCAACUCGACUGAGAGAGCGAUCACCAUUGCUGGGAUACCACAGUCCAUCAUCGAGUGCGUCAAACAGAUCUGUGUGGUCAUGCUGGAGUCUCCCCCGAAGGGUGUUACCAUCCCAUACCGACCCAAGCCAUCCAGCUCUCCGGUCAUCUUUGCAGGCGGUCAGGACAGGUACAGCAGCGGCAGUGCAAGCUACCCCCACACCGCCCCAUCAAUGUGCCUCAACUCUGACCUGGAGGGACCACCUCAAGAGGCCUAUACCAUUCAAGGACAGUAUGCCAUUCCACAGCCAGAUCUGACCAAGCUGCACCAGUUGGCAAUGCAACAGUCACACUUUCCAAUGUCUCAUGGCAACACUGGAUUCAGUGGCAUUGAAUCCAGCUCUCCAGAGGUGAAAGGCUAUUGGGCAGGUUUGGAUGCAUCUGCUCAAACUACUUCUCACGAACUCACCAUUCCAAAUGAUUUGAUUGGCUGCAUCAUCGGGCGUCAAGGCGCCAAAAUCAAUGAGAUUCGCCAGAUGUCUGGGGCGCAGAUCAAAAUUGCCAAUCCAGUGGAAGGAUCUACUGACAGGCAGGUUACCAUAACUGGAUCUGCAGCCAGCAUUAGCCUGGCCCAGUAUCUAAUUAAUGUCAGUUUAGAAAGCGCUAAACCCUCCUCCCAGACAGCCUCCGUCACGAUCCCCGAUCACCUCAGCAUCAACCUCUCUCAACCCUCCACCCCUUCUUCUUCUUCCUCCUCCACCACCACCCCCUCGCUUGCGACAGCAGGGGUCUCCGACGCACCCUCCAGCCUCCCCAACCCUCUUCCGACCGCCCCUUGUGUCUCCAGUCUGCUUGGCAUGAAACCCGUCCCUCUCCUGGCUCUAAAUGUUGUGUCUGCUGCUAAGGGUGCCUCCACCACCUCAGCUAUGCCAUGUGUUACUAACAAACUGAAAACGGAAAAACAGAGAUUCUCUCCUUAUUGAGUGUCUGCUUGUGACCGUAAAGGAACAGCAGAUUGGUGUCAGCCUGGGGAUCCCAUAGAGGAGCCUUGGAAGAAUUUUUUUUACUUCAAAAAAAAAAAAAGUGAGCUUGUGAUUUCUUAGAAUGGAGUUUUUUUUGCUGGUGACCUUCAGUAGGUCGAGAGACAAUUUAACAAGUAUUCUAACAAGUCCUGGAGUCUAGUGAUCUGUUUAAUUCCUUGAUUUUUAUGUAGUCGUAGCUGUUGCUUUUAGUAGCUUGUUUGCAUUGCUACAUGAAGAAAAUGUGAUUAGGAGGGUCUGUUUAAUGAAUAAAAGAUUCUCAAUUAACUGCA